Solanum verrucosum is the source of this 882-nucleotide messenger RNA. RefSeq lists its product as uncharacterized. Gene Ontology annotation, molecular function: zinc ion binding; nucleic acid binding. The coding region runs from base 1 to 882 and encodes 293 amino acids. Lineage: Eukaryota; Viridiplantae; Streptophyta; Magnoliopsida; Solanales; Solanaceae. The transcript is spliced from 3 exons. The record is from RefSeq and is a predicted model, not a curated record.
AUGACUACAAGAAGCGCAAUAAGAAGGAGGGUGAAAGAGGAGAUUGUGAAUGAGGGAGUUCCUCCCCAAGGUCGUCAAGUUCCUCAACCUCCUAAUGAUGAGGGAGCUAUGUCAAAUGUGGAAAUAUGGACGGCUCUCCAAACAUUGACUCAUGCUUUAACGACUCAAGUAACUAGGGAUACUAGAGCUCAUGUGAACCCCAAUGCAGGUACAACAACUUCAAGAAUUAGGGAUUUCACAAGAAUGAAUCCCUAUAUGUUCUAUGGAUCCAAAGUGGAUGAAGACCCACAAGGGUUUAUUGAUGAAAUGUUUAAGGUGCUUGAUGCUGUGGGAGUGUCUCCACAAGAGAAGGUGGAACUAGCUGCCUACCAAUUGAAGGAUCUGGCUCAAGUUUGGUAUGAGCAAUGGAAGGAUGAGAGCCCCGUAAGAGCGAGCCCGGUAGAUUAUGGAUUGUUCAAGUCGACCUUCCUUGAUAGUUGUAGCUCUUAUGUUGAAAGACCUAGUUGUGCAAAGUACGGCAAAACACAUGAUGGCAAGUGCUUAGUUGGCACAGAUGGUUGCUUUAGUUGUGGGAAGAGUGGCCAUAUGAAGAGAGAUUGUCCCAUGCUAAGGGCUCAAGGAAGAGAGGGCAAGCAAGUCCCUCCUUGUGGUUCAAAUUCCAAUGCUCCCAAGAAGAACCACUUCUAUGCUCUUCAAUCCCGAGGUGACCAAAAGAGCUCCCCAGACAUGGUAACGGGUAUGUUGCAUGUCUUUUCCAUUGAUGCUUAUGCAUUAUUAGGCCCCGGUGCCACUUUAUCAUUUGUUACACCUUUUGUGGCUAUGAAAUUUGAAGUGCUCCUUGAAGAGUUACUAGAACCUUUUUUGGUGUCUACCCAAAAUUAG